AUGGAGGAGAACCAGCAGCUGGUUCGCUCUCUGCAUUGCGCCUUCAGCAAGUGGUACAACAGCUCGGUCCGUGCCGAGGGCCCCAUGGCUAUGUCCCACCAGACCAACAGCUCCAGAUCCUUGAAGUUACAGAUGGAGGACUUCACCAGCAAGUGGCAGGCCCUUAUGCCCCCACGCCACACCUCGAUAAUGCAUGUGUGCCCCAUACUGAGCUUCCUGGCUGUGUUCUUUGUGGUUCCGGUUAUCGUGGGCAACAUAUUAAACAGGCCGCAGAUGUACCAGGAGACGCGGUACAUCCUUCUGGCCAACGUGUUGCUCAGUGACCUGCUGUUUGUCACCGUGUACAUGCUGAGCACCUGCCUGAAUGCAGCCGGGGUGUUGAUGUUAGAGUGGGCCUGCACUACCCAACUCUUCCUGCUGGCGGCGCUGUUCAGCUCUGGAAUACUCAGCACCAUGGCCAUGGUCCUGGAUACGCUGCUGGCCGUGCUGGUGCCCCUGCGAUACUUCGCCCUGUGGCCAGUCUCCAGGACCAGGAGAGCCGUCGCUGGUAUCUGGGCUGUUUCUCUGCUCUUACCGGCUGGCGUUGUGGGAGUGUUUACCUGGUACCUUUCUGGAACCUGCAACCUCCACCUAUGCUCUGUUCCCGUUCUACUGGUGCUCAACGUCAGCUACUCCCCGCCCUUGCAGUUGGCGAUGCUGCUCUCCGUGGCGGCCAUCCUGCUGAUCCUACUGCUGGUGUUUUCCGGCUACGUGGCCGUGUGCUGCCGCACCUGCAAGGCAGGCGUAUGGAAGGGUGAGAGCUCGUCCCGGGCCAAAGGCACCUUCCUCAUCCACUAUCUGCACCUCUUCCUGUCCUUCUGCCCCAUGCUGGUCCUGGCCUACAAGCUGAUGUGGUUCUGCUACUACGGAGUGCAGGACCUGCGCGUCGACCUAUGGUUGUCUCUGGUCAUGUGCAACGUGCUGCUGAUGCUUCCCAAGGCCCUCGCACCCUACCUGUACGGCUUCAGAUACAGGGACCUGAGGAAGGCCCUGCUCCUCUUCUACGGCAUCAGACGUGGCACGCCCAUCGAGCCCAUCACCUGAACUUGAGCCCGGUGCAAAAUAAUUAAACAUUGGACCUUAAAAAAAG
Messenger RNA from Gadus chalcogrammus (walleye pollock), 1129 nucleotides. RefSeq names its product probable G-protein coupled receptor 148. The transcript has 4 exons. Gene Ontology annotation, cellular component: membrane. The record is from RefSeq and is a predicted model, not a curated record. The coding region runs from base 1 to 1083 and encodes 360 amino acids. NCBI's taxonomy places the organism in Eukaryota, Metazoa, Chordata, Actinopteri, Gadiformes, Gadidae.